This is a messenger RNA of Hyposmocoma kahamanoa, 3518 nucleotides long. Its product is annotated as phosphatidylinositol 4-phosphate 5-kinase type-1 beta-like. The transcript is spliced from 19 exons. NCBI's taxonomy places the organism in Eukaryota, Metazoa, Arthropoda, Insecta, Lepidoptera, Cosmopterigidae. Gene Ontology annotation, biological process: phosphatidylinositol metabolic process. Gene Ontology annotation, molecular function: phosphatidylinositol kinase activity. The record is from RefSeq and is a predicted model, not a curated record. The coding region runs from base 12 to 2081 and encodes 689 amino acids.
UGCAAGACUUCAUGACGGUGGAAACCACUAACUUCCCACACGAAGGCUCUAAUCACACUCCAGCACAUCACUACUCAGAGUUUAAGUUCAAGACGUACGCGCCGAUCGCAUUUAGAUACUUCAGAGAUCUCUUCGGGAUACAACCUGAUGAUUUCCUGAUGUCAAUGUGCAGUGCUCCUCUCCGAGAGCUAAGCAACCCGGGCGCGUCAGGAAGCAUCUUCUAUCUGACUAACGACGACGAAUUCAUUAUCAAGACUGUGCAGCAUAAAGAAGGAGAAUUUUUGCAAAAGUUGCUGCCAGGAUACUAUUUGAACCUAGAUCAGAACCCCCGCACAUUAUUACCUAAGUUUUUUGGUCUGUACUGCUACCAGUGCAACAGCAAAAACGUACGAUUAGUCGCUAUGAACAAUAUCCUACCGUCUUCCGUCAAGCUACAUCAGAAAUAUGAUCUCAAAGGAUCAACUUAUAAGCGGAAGGCGAACAAAUCAGAACGUCAAAAAAGCUCACCGACAUACAAAGAUCUGGACUUCAUGGAGCAUCAUACGGAAGGCAUAUUCCUCGAAGCUGAUACGUAUGGAGCUCUUAUAAAGACAAUGCAGAGGGAUUGUAGAGUGCUGGAGAGUUUCAAGAUAAUGGACUAUUCUCUCCUAGUAGGCAUCCACAACCUAGAUGAAGCUCAACGCGAGAAAAGCGAAGCGCGCAAACGCACAGAGUCCGGACAAAGUGAUGACGAUGAAGCGGGGGAACCCAAGAGGAGUGGACUUAACAGAACCAGAUCAGAUCAGGGCAACGAGGAUUUCGGGACGCAAGUGAAAAGGACCCAAUCAAUAAACCGCCAAAGACUAGUGGCGCACUCUACGGCGAUGGAGAGCAUACAAGCGGAGAGCGAACCUAUAGACGAAGAGGAAGACGUCCCGCCGGGCGGAAUUCCAGCGCGGAACGCGCGCGGCGAGCGCCUACUCUUGUUUCUGGGUAUCAUAGACAUCCUGCAGUCCUACCGCCUACGCAAGAAGCUAGAACACACAUGGAAAAGCAUGAUCCACGACGGGGACACCGUGUCAGUUCAUAGGCCAAGUUUCUACGCGCAGAGGUUUCUCGAUUUCAUGGCGAAGACCGUAUUCAAGAAGAUACCUUCGUUGGACCUGCCAGAGAUAAAGGGCAACCAUCGCAAGUUCCGCACUCUGGUCACCAGCUACAUAGGUCUGACCCUGAAACACUCGCCGUCGAAACGCAAGAGCAUCGCGAAGCCAUCUAGACCACAGGAAGAAAUCGACACGUCAGGCGCUAGUUCUAGCGGUAUUGGCGUCAAAGCAGUAUCAUUGUCAGACGUAACUGCGCAUAUUACUCCUACUUCAGUAACUUCGCCAGUUGCAACCGCAGCUAAGAUAACCACUUCCGCUCCAAAGUCUGCAUCAUCAGACCCUGAUGUAGCCUUCCCAGCAGUACUAAAAGGCUCACAGAAACAAAGGGUACCACCUCCAGUCCCUCCUAGAGGUUCCCCUAAAGCCAAAAGAGGGGGAGGGAACUCCCAAUCAACAAUCGACAAAGCUGGCGCGCCUCUAUCGUGCUGUUCAACACCUCCGCCGCCAUUCGAAGAGCAUCCUCCAGCGCGCACAAGCCGGACAAACUCGUCAUCAACAACGUCGUCCAGUGCGUCGGGGCGACGUCGAGGCGCAUCAAGCGCAGCCAGCGUAAUGACGACGUCAUCCGCGUCAUCGCUUGCGUUGACGCCGGCGGCGUUAAGUAACGCACGGAGCAAUGAAGCUAGCGUAUGUUGGACGCCGCCGGCGUCUGUGGAGGGCUCCACCCCCACCUGGACGGAAGGCACGCCCAGCUUCACGGAGUCCAGCAGUAGUGAACAAGGUUACCCCAUUACCCCGGCGCGCGGGGCUACUCCCUCCGAAGGACGACGGUCCCCCCGCCCACCACCUCCUCCAGCGCGUACGCUCCCACCCAACACUAUCAACUGCCUCACCAGUGAAGUGGUAGAAGUGACCCAUCUUGCCUCGCAAACUUCGAACAUAACAAUAUCAACGUACGAAGUCCACCAACAGAUGCAUUGUGAAGAAAAAUAUUGUUAAUUUACAAUUUUAUUUUAUGUAAACAAUUUUAUUAUGUGUUUUCUUGGUGUAUUGUAUUUUAAUGGAGCUGACAUGUUAGAUAAUGAUCAAAGCCCCAAAAUAAGUAAAAAGUCAAGUUUCAUAACACGGUUCGAUUUUUUGGAACAAUUACACAGCCUAUGGUCACGGGUUGCCUGGCCAGCGGCAGAUGACAGCUUCAAAAACAUAUCUAUCUACCCUCAUUUCGAUUUCUUGCGGCGUUACCAUUGUCACUUUUUUUUUGUUUCAUAUAAUUAUUUUCUAUUUUUGUUUUUAAUAUUAAAAAUAAUUAUGCACAGACACGGGUCACAUAAAGCUCGACCUUUUGUGCUGAACCUUUCUUUGAAAUCUCUAUUUUUAACCGACUUCCAAAGGAGGAGGUUCUCGUUCGACUGUAUGUUUUUUUUUAGUAUGUAGGGUCACAUGUCCAACAAUGAAACAGUAAAAUUUCAAACAUUCAUAGUUCUAAAUAGAAAACCACCGUGAGACUCAGACAUAUUAACUAAAAAUAAUGGAUAACUCGGUGCGGAGCCGAAUGUUCAUAAAUGAAACACUUGUUUGAGCGCUUGUGUCGACGUCGGUACAGUCCGAGGUAUCACUAUCACUUAACGCGUAACCUCGAGCGAGUGACGGAGCCCUGAGCUCACACAAAGCUCCCGAUCACAAGACUUCAAACUUUAAAAAAACAUCGCUUAGAGAUCAACUAGACUAUGGAAAUGCGUUUAGGAGCUACAAUGCUACAGAUAAAAUAAGCCAAAGACUUGAAACUUUUUGCAUCUGGAGUUAAAAACGCUUCGCUGCGUCAUCUCAAUAUUAAAACAAUAAUUGUGUCAUAACCACACCUCCCUUUACCUUGAGUACCAGAGCAAUGGAAUUAACUCUGGGGCACUUCCUAAAAACACCCAGACCAGAACCUAUUUAGAAAGUCCAUUUCCUAAAUUUGUCCUACCGGACAUCGAACUCGGGACCUCCGCAUCCAGCGCCCACAUUAAAUCAUUCGGCCACCGAGGUCGUCAAAAUAAUAAACAAUUUCUAUCAAUUUUCCAUAUUAUAAAGAGAAUAAUUAUAAUCAUACAUUACCAUAGUUGUUUUUACCAUAUCUCGAAUUUUUUUACUGCCUCUCCGAUCGCUUAUAUCUAUUUGUAAUUGACAUCCGCCGUGUUUUUCGACAUUUCUCUAAAAGUUGUUUAUCGCGCUUGAAUGGUGCCCUUUAAAUUAGGCUAUUCUUUUGAAUUAUCAAUAACGAUUCACGGAACUUGUGUCCAUAAUAAAAAAAGUGAAGUUUAGUAUGCCCGUUUAGUAUUUUUAGCAAUUUGUAAUGAAAUUUGUUGCCUAUUAUGUAAUAAAAUGUACAGUGUUGUGUAUUAUUUAUAAAAUUCACCGAUUUAGUGUGUAAGCGUACUUAAUUUAUGAAUAUCC